This is a messenger RNA of Trematosphaeria pertusa, 1125 nucleotides long. RefSeq lists its product as uncharacterized. The transcript has 4 exons. The record is from RefSeq and is a predicted model, not a curated record. Bases 1 to 1125 code for a protein of 374 amino acids. Lineage: Eukaryota; Fungi; Ascomycota; Dothideomycetes; Pleosporales; Trematosphaeriaceae.
AUGGCCGGCCCUAUAUAUAACUACAACCCCAACCGCGAACGGAAGCCGAAUUGGAAGGAUUACUUGACGGAGCGGUCGAUGAAGUUCUAUGACGGCACGUACAAGUGGAACCUUGAUGGCUACUGGGAUGAGCAUGAUGACGAUCCAGACGCAGAACCACCCACACCGGGAGUACCCCAGUCGCCGUUGAGUAAUUGGGAUCCUGCAGAUCAUGGACUGGACUCGUCCCCUGUUCCUGGACUCCGUGGAGGUGGCUCGUCGCCAGCUAUCGACCCUGCAUCGUUACCAUUUGAACCGAUCUCGCUGGAUACGGUUGCUGCGUCUCUUAGUCCGCAACGCUCGCAUGAUGAUCGCGUUGAAACACCGAUGAUUGCAGGCGCAAAGAUCCAGCAUUUGCUGUCCUCUAAUUUGCUCAAGAAGAAGGAACAUCUUGGCCUCGUACCCAUCACGAACAGCCAGACUGUGUUGAAGACAGUGCCGCGAGAGGACUUGUUUCCCGGACAUCCCGAUAGGGAGCGGCUCAUCGGCAGGCUGGAGGGUAUACUGAUCGGACAUUGGCAUGGAAAAGAGGGGCUACCUCUCGAGAAGUGCUAUGCGCUCUGCGACGUAGCGUCCCCAGAUGAAAUACUUCGGGACAUGUUUUCGGCGGCCCGCGACCUAGCAGAGGGGCAUUCUGGGGGUGAGGAAUGUGGUGAAGCUGAUGAUGUGGGCGGCAGCGGCAAAGCCUCAAAGACUAAGAAGAAGGCUCUGGCCAUGCGAGGUGGUUAUACGACUGCCGACCAGAAAGAGCAGGAACACGGAGCAGAUCUUAGCGACACCAGCAUAGCUUCUCUCUCGGACUGUCCGUCAGACUUAUCUGAUUGGGAUGUCGAGGAUGAGCUCGUGGAGGGGCAAUCUCGGGACCAGCCCAAGACCUUCGCAUGUGCAACCCGCAAGAAGACCAACAACUCGCGCCAAAAGAACCAUGAGAAGGCUAGUACGGGAACGAAAGGUGGCAAGGGACAGGAAAGUUCGGUGGACCUCUCCAUCGGAAAGAGGAGCGGCAGUUCCGAUUCAGCGAUUGGGGGCAUCUCGACUAGAAGGCGAUCUGCUCGACAGGCAAAGAUCAACAGCAGGGGCAAGUGA